GGAGAACGGUGGGAGAGCAUGGGGGGGGGCUUGGCAAAUAUCGAGAUUGGACUGAGGGGUUGGUCUAGGUCAGGUCGGGUGCACUUGUCACUUUACUGCCCCAUGUUGAUGGGUAAAUUGGUUUAUGUCAUACUGCAUCCUGAACUCCAUUCAAAGGAUUCCAGUCGAGCUGUGCCACGAAGCAGAGAUUCCGCAGCAGAAGAGCUCAAGCAUCGGCUCAAAAAGGCGCUUCGCUUUGAGCAUCAUGACCAUGGCAACGAUGACCAAGAAGACCACGAAGGGCCUUCUUCUCGUGAAAUUGGCCAUGGCCCUGGGAGCCUUGCGGUUCCUCUCCUUCGUCGCGGAGACGUCCUUCGUGGGUGCCGGGUCCGGCGUGAGCCCCGUGAGCCGAGUGGCCUUGAGAGCUGAAGAGAAGGAGGGAGAUGGAAAGGAAGAAGGGAUGCUCGAUUUCCUGAAGGUAGAACAGGACAUCGAACUCUCGCCUGAUGAGUACAAGAUGGCUUUGGAACAGGAGAUUGAGACUCAAAGAAAGAAGUACUACAUCGGAGGAAAGGUGAACCCGAAGAACUUGGUCGUGCCGUGGAGGCCCGUGGAUGAGAAGCAGUUGGAGAAGGAUGCCCGACGGACGCUGAAGAAGAAUGGCAUCAAGGACCCAAGUGGACAGGAUGUCGACAUGGAGUAUGAAGAUAGUGAGAUCGAGCUGAGCGUGGUGGACGAAGAUGUGAUGGUCCAAUGGGCUGGUGGAAUGCCAGGCACCAAGGUCGGAUACAUCAUCGAGAGGAAGCCCGCAGGCAGCACCAACUACGAGGAAAUCGCGACCUAUGACAACAUGCAGAACCCACAGUUGUUGGCCAAGCGCUACAGCGGCCACGAGUAUUCCUACACGGACUCCAUGGUCGCGCCAGGCAAGUAUGACUACCGUUUGCUGUGCCGAUCUCGUGAUGGUGGCAUUACUGUGGUGGACCAGAAGGACAUCAUCGUCACCGAGCCGGCAGGCCUGGAUUUGAAGUUGGCCUUCGCCCUGCUGGGUGCGGCGGUGGUCUUCAGUGGGGUCUAUGGCUUCUUCCUCGAUCCCGGAGCGCAGCCUUAGGAUGUUAUUUACUUCCAGGAUGCGUCGGAGAAAAAUGAGCUCCAAUUCAGAGUCUUCGGCAAGAUAUGCCCAAUUGUCGCAUUUCGAAACCAUUUGAGCGACUGCUUUAGCAGUCCAAGCAAUGCUGAUUUUCAUUUGCGUGUGCGAA
Molecule: messenger RNA, 1238 nt
Organism: Durusdinium trenchii
Lineage: Eukaryota; Dinophyceae; Suessiales; Symbiodiniaceae
Source: the annotation of a GenBank genome assembly